AUGCCCAAGCAGGAGAAACGCAUCAGCGUUAGGAAGAAGCGAGCUAUCCGGUUCGGCCACAAAAUCGUCCGCGUCCAAGUUUCACGCGGCGAGGAGUUCACUGUCCCCGAAGACAUCAUAUGCAGCCGAUCCACAUUCUUCACGAAAAAGCUACAGCCGAAGCGCAAACCUCUCAAGAAAGACAGUGAAUGCGCGAUCUGCACGGAACCGCUCGAGCACGGUAUACAAGAGCUUACUUACUGCGCUACUCAUUGUGGUAACAACUUUCAUCAUAGAUGCAUUGAGAAGUGGAAGGCGGAGAAGCAGACAGCUCGUCAACCAGUCAACUGUCCUUUCUGUCGUCACAGCUGGUCGAAUGACACCGACGUCAUCACAGUACAUAAGUUUUCCGCCAUCGACGCUGAUGCCUUCGCAAUAUUUCUUGAGUGGCUUUACUAUGAUCAUAUCGCGGUUGAAGACCGGGCGGAUGAAGAUGGCAAAUUCUCUCUUGACACACAUGAACUUGUUAAGGCAUACGUUUUAGGUCUCAAACUAAAGAGCAAGAAGUUCUGUCGAGACGUUAUACAGGGAUUGGUUGAAGUUAGUAAAGAGAUUGAUGAAUAUCCGGGUCCGGACAGCAUCCGCCUCGCUUACGAUAAGACGGCCAAAGGAUCAUCACUGAGGUUGGUCUUGGUACAACUAUGGGCAGACACAGCGGAUGCUGCUUGGAUUGAGGACGAUGAGACAGACGAGUAUCCCGCAGAAUUCUUGAAGGAUUUGACAAUCGCUCUGUUGAGGAAGUAUCGUGGUAAACAGAAGUGGGAUCUAGAAAUGAUAAUAAAAGGUCAAACGGUGGAGGACUCUAUCUUAGUUGACGACUCAGAUGAGGACAAGUCGCGUGAAGACGAGGAUCAAGAAAUGGGGGACGGAGAAUAG
Messenger RNA from Alternaria conjuncta, 915 nucleotides. RefSeq lists its product as uncharacterized. The record is from RefSeq and is a predicted model, not a curated record. Gene Ontology annotation, molecular function: ubiquitin protein ligase activity. NCBI's taxonomy places the organism in Eukaryota, Fungi, Ascomycota, Dothideomycetes, Pleosporales, Pleosporaceae. Bases 1 to 915 code for a protein of 304 amino acids. The transcript has 2 exons.